GGAACCAGGCCCGUAAAGAGCCAAACCGGCCAAAACGAACGCGCCCUUAGUUUCCUCCAAUUUGCUUGCAACCGAACAACAUCGGGUCCAUAUUGUCAUAUGUACCAACGGUCCAACCCCAAGCAGCGUCUCGAGAAGAAGUUCCGUACCCUUCACUCCACUAUUCCGGUCAACCCAUCCCUUUCCUCCGCCUCCGCUUCCGCGUCCGCCCGCCGCUAUGCCGCCAGCCAGUAGCCUCACCGCCGACCAGCUCAGCUUCUUCGAGGCCAAUGGGUACCUCGUGAUGGACUCGUUCUCGAGCGCGGAGGAGGUGCGGGAGAUGCGGGACCGCAUGGCCGACCUUGUCGCUGGGUUCGAUGGCGCCAACUCCGCGGUGUUCUCCACCAAGGAUCAUCGGCAGUUAAAGGACGACUACUUCUUUAAGAGUGCUGAGAAUAUCUCAUUCUUCUUUGAGGAAAAGGCAUAUGGAGAUGAUGGAUGCUUGAAACAGCCGAAAGAACUUUCAAUUAAUAAAGUUGGGCAUGCAUUACAUGAACUUGAUCCGGUGUUCAAAAAGUUUUCUUUCUCAGAGAGUGUUGCAAGCUUGUUCUCUUCUUUAGGCUACAAGAGGCCUGCAGUCAUUCAAUCUAUGUACAUAUUUAAGCAACCAGGUAUUGGUGGUGAGGUCGUGCCGCACCAGGAUAAUACAUUCCUUUACACGGAACCUCGUACAUGCACAGGGCUGUGGCUUGCACUUGAAGAUGCAACAAUCAACAAUGGUUGCCUGUGGGCAAUUCCAGGAUCACAUAAAAAGGGUUUGGUGAGACGUAUGGUCAGAGAUGAAAAUGGUACACAUUUUGAUCGGCCCUCCCCAGUCUAUGAUCAGAAAGAAUUUGUACCGCUGGAAGUAAAAUCUGGUGCUUUGGUGGUUAUACAUGGAGAUCUUAUACAUCAGAGUUUUGAGAACCUUUCUCCAGCGUCAAGACAUGCAUUCAGCUUACAUGUAGUGGAUACUGAAGGAUGUAAAUGGUCCGAAGACAACUGGUUAGUUCAUAUUCAUAAUGGUAUUAUUGAAGAAUUCUUUAUUUAUAAUACUAUUUUGAUUUUCCAUUGUCCGUAGAAGGUCUUGGCAUAAUUGACUAUCAGUAUUAUUUGAGUUUAGAAAUGCUUAUAAAUUCUGUAUUCGAUCUUGAAUGGGAUGUGGCUGGUACUAUUUUCCUUCUGAAAUCAAGCUUGUGACAACAGAAUUAUCGCAUUGAUAUCUUUGUAUGAUACUCCCGUUCAUAAAUAUAUGACACCAUUGACUUU
Messenger RNA from Zea mays, 1287 nucleotides. Its product is annotated as Phytanoyl-CoA dioxygenase. Lineage: Eukaryota; Viridiplantae; Streptophyta; Magnoliopsida; Poales; Poaceae. The transcript is spliced from 8 exons. The coding region runs from base 218 to 1099 and encodes 293 amino acids. The record is from RefSeq and is a predicted model, not a curated record. Gene Ontology annotation, molecular function: phytanoyl-CoA dioxygenase activity.